This is a messenger RNA of Anguilla anguilla (European eel), 2103 nucleotides long. RefSeq names its product guanine nucleotide-binding protein G(I)/G(S)/G(O) subunit gamma-13-like. NCBI's taxonomy places the organism in Eukaryota, Metazoa, Chordata, Actinopteri, Anguilliformes, Anguillidae. The transcript has 4 exons. The coding region runs from base 701 to 904 and encodes 67 amino acids. Gene Ontology annotation, biological process: phospholipase C-activating G protein-coupled receptor signaling pathway; sensory perception of taste. The record is from RefSeq and is a predicted model, not a curated record. Gene Ontology annotation, cellular component: heterotrimeric G-protein complex. Gene Ontology annotation, molecular function: G-protein beta-subunit binding.
GAAAAAAUGCAGCCCUUUAAAGUCGCACUGUUCUGGCGACGCAAUUCUCUCAACAAGAGGAAAGACAUAGUUCAAAACGAGCAUCCCGCCCAGUUGAUCUGAUCGUUUCAACCAAAUAAACACACUCGGGCGCGCGCGCACAUACAUACAUGCAUACAUACACACGCACACACAGGACGGAAAAAUCGACUGAGCAGCGCAGACACACAACUAAUACAGCAUCAAUCGGUCCGCACACUGCAGCACACGCCAACCCGGACUUAUCCAUCUCCACACUAACUGGGAAAAAAUAGAUACAUAUAUAUUUAAAAGAAUAAAUGUGCCAUAUUCUUCGUCAUCAUUAGUUUUAUUGCGGAAACGGUGGACGCUACUUUGAAUCUGGACCUAAAUACAUGCUGAACACUGAAAGCGCGAAGGCUGGGACGUUCUGUAAUCGUUUAUAAGGGAGAGGGGCGGAAAAUAACUGCGUUUCCCUGCAAAACGAAGAACCUCCAGACCGUUCCACUGCACCAGAUCUGUAGCUACAGGUACAUCGGUGAGGUAAGCGAGAGAACACUGACCGAAACACCUGAAGCUGGAUUUGAGCUGCUUUGUGUUUGGGGAGAGCGUCACCUUUCACCUGCCAGUCUGAGACGCAGAGCUCAUUUUCUCCAGAGGAACAUUCGGUGAGACGUGGGCGAGACACAGGUGAGACGCAGUCAUGGACGAGAUGGACCUGCCGCAGAUGAAGAAGGAGGUGGAGAGCCUGAAGUACCAGCUGGCAUUCAAGAGGGAGAAAUCCUCCAAAUCCGUCACAGACUUAGUGAAGUGGAUUGAGGAUGGCGUGCCAGAGGAUCCUUUCCUGAACCCCGAACUGAUGAAGAACAACCCCUGGGUGGAGAAGGGCAAGUGCGCCAUCCUUUAAUGGCCCCACUCCAACGCCACGCCGCACCCACACUGCCAGACGGUGCCCCUCUCUCACGGUGAAUGUACAGCAGACUGUGUCGCCAGGGAAACUGGAAACACCACUUGCAUCACCGUUCAUAUUUAUUCAUAUAUAUAUUCAUAUAUGCAAACACAUGCUCUGUAUUCAGCUCAUAGUUUAAUCCAGAAAACAGUCUACUUGGUAUUUCUUUCUGCUGCUGUCUGCACAUUUUUAUCUAUGAAUCCAAGAUACAGAUGUGCAUGGCGUAGGCACACACACACACACACACACACACGCACAUUAUUCUCUCUCACACACACACACACACACACAAACAUGUACACACUAUGCUCGCACACACACAUGCACACGCACACACACACACACACACACACAUGCACACAGACACACACACAUCCAUACGCACACAGACACACACACCUGCACACGCACACAGACACACACACAUGCACACGCACACAGACACACACGCACAGCGGAAACCGGUCGUCACCUCUUAAAGAUUUUUAUCUCAGAUACAUCAGUCCAAUGUAAAAACAUUGUCCUUUACAGCAGAUAGGAGGGUUUGGGAAAGUUGAAAUUCUUCUGUUUCUUAGUUAUAUUCUAUGAAGGCACAAUUCAAUAUGCAGUUUCCACCAGUGAAUUACAUUUAGGAAGUACUAAACAGGAGAAGAUAACAACGUGGUCAGUUCAUGUCUGCAGGUGUAUUUUUGUAUUAUUAAAAGUGUGCUAAUGUAUAGUGACUUCUGCUUCACUCUGUACAUAUCUGCCUUAUGUUACCAGCAGUUAAAGAUAACAAUGCACAGCAUAUUCACACUCACACAGCCCAUUGCUUAUGUACAGAUAACAACCUGCUUUACUUAUCAACUGCAUUUACGGUGUAUUUAUUUAUUUAUUUAUUUACUUAUCUUUUAAAUUAGUCGAUUCAUUAAUCACACAAUCUGUGGGCGCUGUCUGCUAUAGAAACUUGCGAUAAAAUUGGAAUUUUUAUUUCAUGUCUGUUCCUCUGAAGAAAAAAAAGAAAAAAAUAUGAAGACACCAGAAAGGGCCAGAUCACCCUCAGAUACUGCCUUGUACUCUGCUUCCUCAAAGAAUGUAUUUCUUGUCGUUGGAGGUCACUUGGCCACUGACUCCCUCAUGAAAAUACACAUUAAAGUUAAAAUCUGUCAUUUAAGGAA